AUGUUUGGUGGCUUCCCCCUCUCUGGAAAAAUCAUAGCUAUUACUGGUGGGGCGUCAGGGAUUGGCUUUGCUCUCGCCAAGUUAGCCCUUGAGUCCAAUGCGAAAGUGAUUAUAGCUGAUUUGAAACCUUCGUCCGAAUCGACUCGUCUAGUAAAGGAUCAUGAGAAUGCUCACUUCCUAAAAUGCGACGUGACCAGGUGGGAUGAUCUAGCAUUGAUCAUGCCCUUUUCGGAAAGCAAGCUCGGAGAUGUUCCAGACAUCUUUGUAGCAAACGCUGGGGUCCCAGAGACGGAAAAGAAUAGCUUUUGGGAUGACAAUGACAGCGAACGAUAUAGUGCCCUCGACAUUAACCUUUAUCAUCCAAUCAAGCUCACUCGACUAGCGAUUCGAGCCCUCCUUGGCAAGCAAAAGAAAGGCGUUGUCAUGAUCACAGCGUCAAUUGGGGGACUUCAUGGUCACUUUUCCACGGCUCUAUACUGCGCUGGUAAACACGGCACGAUCGGAUUCAUUAAGAGCUUAGCAGGUGCAGAAGAGGAGGCGGGUGUUAAGGUAGUUGGAAUAUGUCCAGGACCUGUUCGUACACCUUUGAUGGCGACCGUGGGGAAAAGGUUGAGCAAAAGCGACCAAACACCAAUUCUUCUCGAGCCUGAGGAAGUCGCGGAGAGAAUGAAGGAGCUCAUUGAGCAAGGGAAAUAUCGUGGGGGUAUGGCUUUGGGGGUGUACUGGCCGGGACAUGCAGAGGUAGUAGCGGAUGGUUCGACGAGUCUUUUAGAGACCAUAUGCCCCCCUGAUGUCAUUGCUGUCCGCAAGAUUAUUGCAGCUGAGAGGGGUAUCUAG
Aspergillus bombycis is the source of this 837-nucleotide messenger RNA. RefSeq lists its product as uncharacterized. The record is from RefSeq and is a predicted model, not a curated record. Gene Ontology annotation, cellular component: cytoplasm. NCBI's taxonomy places the organism in Eukaryota, Fungi, Ascomycota, Eurotiomycetes, Eurotiales, Aspergillaceae. The coding region runs from base 1 to 837 and encodes 278 amino acids. Gene Ontology annotation, molecular function: oxidoreductase activity, acting on the CH-OH group of donors, NAD or NADP as acceptor. The transcript is spliced from 4 exons.